Molecule: messenger RNA, 1565 nt
Organism: Pocillopora verrucosa
Lineage: Eukaryota; Metazoa; Cnidaria; Anthozoa; Scleractinia; Pocilloporidae
Source: RefSeq, a predicted model, not a curated record
AUGAGACAGAUUACAUGGAGCAAGGAAGACAAUGGAAGGAAACUUCAGGGGCUUUCCACUUUACCAUCCGAAUCAGUACCAGGGCUCUGGUCGAGCGUGCAAAUAAGCAAUAUCAGUGCAAAGGAUUAUGGGAGAUAUAGAUGCGAGGUGUCAAAGGACAAUGGAACUGACGUUUGUUCAGUAGUUCUCCAUGUUAAAACCCAUCCACAUUUCUCAAAAGCAAGAGGAUUCUUCACCACAACCCCGCAAAUUCUUUUAGAAGGUCACAAUCCUGUAUUCUAUUGCUACGCCAGCGGUUGGCCAAAACCAUCCUUCACCUGGCUUAAGGAUGAAGUGGUAGUAAAGGAUGGUGACGGUAAUCAUUCUUACGGGUUAACGAAAAGAAAUGGCUUGCUUCUCAGUGGUCUGGACUUGGAGAUUUUUUAUGUUAGACAGAAGGAAGAUGAAGGACGAUACACAUGUGUAGCAAAGAAUAAAUUUGGCGAGAAACGUUAUCAAAUCAAGCUUUUUGUAAACAAAAAGUCCCAGUCUCAACCAAAAGUCCAUCCUUACGCAUCUAUCGAUCAAGUAACCAUUAAGAAAAGCGACAAUGCUUUAUUGAAGUGUGUGGGGGAGAAUACCCCAAAUUCAACCACAGUUGUCUUCUGGGCGUUCAAAGGAAAGACAUUACCCCUGGACGGUAACAAUGGGCUGCAUCAUGAGUCAAACUACGUCUUUUUUGAGGAGCAUUCCAUUCCAAAAGUUAAUUUCUCAUUGCUGAUAAAGAACGUCACGGAGCAGGAUACUGGGGCAUAUCACUGUAAGGUCUUAACUCUAAAAGGAAGCGACUCUGGUACAAUUCACUUGAAUCUUGUUGAAUUAAAUGAAGUCAAAGAUUCUCGGGAUGGGCAAAGCAAAACUUCUUUGACAGAGUUCCUGCUGGUAGGCGUCGGAAUAUUUUUCGGUCUGCUGACGGCUGCUAUCGUUUAUCGACAAUGGAAGAGGAGCAGAAAACAUCGGAAACAUAACACUAAAUCGAAGGACUUUCAGUACGACGUAUUUAUCAGCUUCAGUACCCUGGACUACAAUUGGGUGAGAGACAACCUUACACCUGUUUUGGAGAGCAAGCGAAUCAAUUACUGUAUUCACAGUCGGGACUUCAUUGUUGGAAAGGCUAUAAUCGAGAACAUUGCAGACAGUAUCUAUAAUAGCAGAAAGGUACUAGCGGUCAUUUCACGAAAUUAUCUUGACAGCAACUUCUGCCGUGAAGAAUUGGAAAUUGCGAUGCACCGUUCUGCUGAAAUGGCUGAUUCAUCUCUCCUGCUAAUUCGACUCGAUGGUGUUGAUACGAAAAACCUUCCCAAGACACUGAGGAGGAGGACGUUCUUGGAUUACUCGAGCAACAUGGAAAGAGUUGACUGGGAGGAAAGACUAUUAAAGCAAAUUCAGUUCGAUGCCAGGGGCUUUCAUAUGAAUGGGAAAUCAAAUUUUUCAACAGAUACGGUCCAACUUAUCAGCCAUCUCUAACGUGAUAUGUGCAUCCUUUUUUUUUCCCUGAGCAAAGUAGUAUUUAGUCAAAAUAUACA